UUUUUAUUGAGAUCGUAAAGUGUCCAGUGUCAAUUGUGAAACAAUGGAAGCUUCACAAAGUUUCAAAAACAAGACAAUGGAGUCUUCAAUUUUGAUGGAUUCCUCAAUUACUAAGAGACCGACCGAUAGACCGACCCGUCAGCGCAAACUUUCCGGAUCUUUCAUUCACGACAGUAUAAACAGUAGUGUUGACUUUCCUGCGUAUAUCCCGUGGCAAACGCUAUCAUCCGAUUUAUCGGAUCGACUUCGUCAGGGAUCAGUUCGUAUAAAUAGAAGUAAUAUUGUCGAGUGGGCCACUAUUAAAGAGGAGAAUGAAAGGGCACCACUAUUGGAACAUUUGGCCCGAAAACCUACCGCUUCUACAGAUGACAGCAGUGGAAGUGCUUCGGAAUAUAGCAAACACGGAGCAACAGAUGCAUUGAGUGGAGGGUCUACUUGGAGAGUGGGUGCCUUUUUGCUGGUCAACGCUGCUCUGGGAGCGGGUGUUCUCAACUACCCGGUUGCUUAUGAUAGAUUGGGAGGCAUAACUAUUGCUACAUUUGUUCAAUUGGUAAUAAUAGCAAUGUUAGCCACAACUAUGCUUAUAUUAAUAUACUGUUCAGACAUCAACAAUGACAGCACAUAUCACGACGUUUUGCUAUCAAUGUGUGGUAAAAGAGCCCAACAAUUGGCCGCCGCAUCCAUUAUGUGCACCUGUUUUGGCAUUAAUGUGACAUUUCUUAUAAUCAUUGGUGACCAAUACGAUAGAAUCUUCGCAACCUAUGUUGGAUCACAAUUUUGUCAUCUAUGGUAUCUAAAUAGGAAUUUUACAAUUUCUAUAACAGCUAUAGUAUGUAUUUGGACGAUGUGUUACUAUAAACGAUUAGAUUUUCUCAGAUAUGCCAGCACACUUGGAGUAUUUGCUAUGCUUUAUGUGGUCUUUCUAAAUGUUUAUGAAUAUAUAAAACUUGAUACAACUCCCGGUCCUAUUAAAACCAGUCCACACAACGCCGUCAGCUUAUUUGCGGCCCUUCCUGUCGUAUGUUUUGCAUAUCAGACCCAUGAGAUAGUGGUUCCGAUCUACGCGUGUAUGUCUGAAAGGAAACUCAAAUCAUUUUCAAAGGCCACAGCAUUGGCUUUGUUACUACUAUUUCUUCUCUAUUGUUUUGCCGGUACUUUUGGUUACUUAACAUUUGGAGCUUAUGUUUCAGCAGAUAUAAUGCAAUUGUUUGAUGCAAGAGAUCCAGUAGUAGCCGCCGGAAUUAUAGCGUUGAUAAUCAAAAUGAUCACAACUUAUGCGCCGCUAAUGUUUUGUGGCCGAGGUGCUUUGGAUGGACUGUACGCUGAAUUGACUAAACUAUCGGCAGAAGACUUCAUUUUAGGUGAGUUUAAGCGUCGGAUAGUCAUCACAACCAUCUGGAAUGUAGUGGUUCUCAUCCUAUCAAUUGUCACUCCAAACAUCACCAUUGCUAUCGAGCUCUUAGGUUCGUUAGCGUCGUGUAAUGUGUUUAUCUUUCCGGGUCUAUGUAUGGUAGCACUGGCCAAACGUAGGGCACAUUUAGGCAAUAAUGUAUUGUUCAAUAAAAGUCUAUUAAUCUAUGGAGUGGUCGUUAUACUGACCGGUGCUUUCAUUUUUGUAAUCGUUUUCAUACAAGUUAUCAAUGAUUUGCUUUACUCUGAAGGAGAGAGUCUUCUCUGUAAUUAACAUACCAUUCAUUUCAUUGGAGAAUC
This is a messenger RNA of Oppia nitens, 1710 nucleotides long. RefSeq names its product sodium-coupled neutral amino acid transporter 7-like. NCBI's taxonomy places the organism in Eukaryota, Metazoa, Arthropoda, Arachnida, Sarcoptiformes, Oppiidae. Gene Ontology annotation, biological process: amino acid transmembrane transport. The transcript has 12 exons. Bases 44 to 1684 code for a protein of 546 amino acids. The record is from RefSeq and is a predicted model, not a curated record. Gene Ontology annotation, molecular function: amino acid transmembrane transporter activity.